Messenger RNA from Rhodotorula toruloides NP11, 465 nucleotides. Its product is annotated as DNA-directed RNA polymerases I, II, and III subunit RPABC3. Gene Ontology annotation, molecular function: DNA-directed RNA polymerase activity. The transcript has 5 exons. The coding region runs from base 1 to 465 and encodes 154 amino acids. The record is from RefSeq and is a predicted model, not a curated record. Gene Ontology annotation, cellular component: RNA polymerase II, core complex; RNA polymerase I complex; RNA polymerase III complex. Gene Ontology annotation, biological process: DNA-templated transcription. NCBI's taxonomy places the organism in Eukaryota, Fungi, Basidiomycota, Microbotryomycetes, Sporidiobolales, Sporidiobolaceae.
AUGGCAGCCGCGUCUACCUCCUCUGCGAUCAUCUUCACCGACGUGUUCAACGUCUCAGACGUCGACAAGGAUGGGAAGAAGUUCGACCGGGUCUCGCGCAUCGCCGCAAAGUCGCAGAACCACGACAUGCGGAUGACCCUCGACAUCAACACCGACCUGAUUGACCUGCGACAAGAGUCCGAGUUCUCCCUUGCCCUCGCCAGCACACUCCACCCGGACGGCGUCGCGAAGGAUGCGGGAGCGACUGGCGGAUGGCGGGCAGACAUCGAGGGCGGACUGGCAGACGACUGGGACUACGUCAUGUACGGAAAGGUCUACAAGUACGACGAGGGUUCCGGCGAGGAGGUGACGGCCUACGUCUCGUUCGGCGGGCUCUUGAUGGCGUUGACGGGUGUGUACCGGCACAUGGCCAACUUGACGGUCGGCGAAUACGUCUACCUCCUGCUGCGACCCUCGAAGCGGUGA